Messenger RNA from Cordyceps fumosorosea ARSEF 2679, 1422 nucleotides. Its product is annotated as FAD-binding, type 2. Gene Ontology annotation, molecular function: oxidoreductase activity; FAD binding. The record is from RefSeq and is a predicted model, not a curated record. NCBI's taxonomy places the organism in Eukaryota, Fungi, Ascomycota, Sordariomycetes, Hypocreales, Cordycipitaceae. The transcript has 3 exons. The coding region runs from base 1 to 1422 and encodes 473 amino acids.
AUGGGUAAUAAUCCGAGCACCCCGAUGGCGUCCUGCCUUGGCGCCAUCUGCCCGACCACCGACUGCGUCGCCUUCCCCAACCGCGCCACCUACCAGACGAACUGGGUCGUGCCGUAUAACCUCGACGUCCCCGUCACCCCGGCCGCCGUCAUUCGGCCCAACUCGACAGCCGAUGUGGCCGCCGCCGUCAAGUGCGCCGUCCAGCACGGCUACCAGGUCCAGGCCAAGUCUGGCGGCCACUCCUACGCCAACUUUGGCCUCGGCGGGGGCGACGGCGGUCUCAUGAUCGACCUCCGCAACCUCCAGCACUUCUCCAUGGACAACUCUACCUGGCAGGCCUCCUUCGGCUCCGGCUUCCUCCUCGGCAAGCUGGACCAGCACCUGCACGCCAACGGCAACCGCGCCAUGGCCCACGGCACCUGUCCCGGCGUCGGCAUCGGCGGCCACGCCACCAUCGGCGGUAUCGGCCCCUCGUCCCGCCUCUGGGGCACCGCGCUCGACCACGUCGUCGAGGUCGAGGUCGUCACCGCCGACGGUGCCGUCCAGCGUGCCUCGCGCACCCAGAACCCGGACCUCUUCUGGGCCAUCCGCGGCGCCGGCGCCAGCUUCGGCAUCGUCACCGAGUUCGUCGUCCGCACCGAGGAGGCCCCCCGCGACGUCGUCGAGUACACCUACAGCGCGCACCUCGGCGCGCAGUCCGACAUGGCGCCCUUGUACAAGCAGUGGCAGGCGCUCGUCGCCGACCCGCAGCUCGACCGCCGCUUCGCCUCGCUCUUCAUCGCCGAGCCGCUCGGUGUCCUCGUCACCGGCACCUUCUACGGCACAAUGGAAGAGUUCCACGCCUCCGGCAUCCCCGACCGCCUGCCCCAGGCGUCCACGGGCGUCAGCGUCACGGUGACGGACUGGCUCGGCAGCCUGGCGCACGUCGCGGAGACCGUCGGCCUGUAUCUGUCCAACUUUUCCGUCAAGUUCGUCAGCCGGUCCCUCGCGCUGCGCCGCGAGGACCUCCUCGGCGACGCCGCCGUCGACGAGCUCUUCAACUACAUGGGCUCCGCCAACGCGGACACCCCGCUGUGGUUCGUCAUCUUCGACAACGAGGGCGGCGCCAUCGCGGACGUGCCGGACGAGGACUCGGCGUACCCGCACCGCGACAAGCUGGUCAUGUACCAGUCGUACUCGGUCGGGCUGGCGGGCGUCUCGGACAAGAUGGUCAAGUUCGUGGACGGCGUGCAGGAGCGCGUGCGGGCGGGCGCGCCCGAGGCCAAGACGACGUACGCGGGCUAUAUUAAUGCGAACCUGGACCGCAGCACGGCGCAGCACUUUUACUGGGGCGACAAGCUGCCGAAGCUGCGCGACCUGAAGAAGCGGUUCGACCCGGGUAAUGUCUUCCGCAACCCGCAGAGCAUCGACCCGGCCGAGUAA